Molecule: messenger RNA, 1656 nt
Organism: Oldenlandia corymbosa var. corymbosa
Lineage: Eukaryota; Viridiplantae; Streptophyta; Magnoliopsida; Gentianales; Rubiaceae
Source: the annotation of a GenBank genome assembly
AUGGAAGGUACUGUGAAGUGCCCAGCGAAUUACCUUCCUUUGACUCCCAUAAGUUUCUUGGAACGCUCGGCAAUUGUGUACAGAGAUAGGAUUUCAGUAGUUCAUGGUGACAUCAACUUCACUUGGGCACAGACUCGAGAGAGAUGCGUCAGACUUGCUUCCGCACUUCACCAACUGGGAAUUUCUCGUCAUGAUGUGGUUGCUGCCUUGGCCCCGAAUAUUCCUGCAAUGUAUGAGCUACACUUCGGUGUCCCCAUGGCCGGGGCUGUUCUUUGUACUCUUAACAUCCGUCAUGAUUCAGCAAUGGUGUCAUUAUUGCUGAAGCAUUCUGGUGCAAAAGUUGUAUUUGUUGAUCAUCAGUUUCUUGAUAUUGCCUUGGGAGCUUUGAAAAAUCUAUCGAAGAUGAUCAGCAAAUUACCUCAUUUAAUCAUAAUCUCAGAUUUGAAGGACACGAUUCUGGAUAAUGGGACAUUGGAAUAUGAGAAAUUCUUGGCAUCGGGACAUCCAGAUUUUGAGAUAAUUAGGCCACAUGAUGAAUGGGAACCUAUAUCUCUCAAUUAUACUUCUGGGACAACAUCAAAUCCUAAAGGCGUAGUGUACAGUCACAGAGGAGCAUAUCUAAAUUCUCUAGCUGCUGUUUUUUUGAAUGAAAUGGCAUCAAUGCCUGUUUAUUUAUGGACUGUCCCUAUGUUCCACUGCAAUGGCUGGUGCCUUACCUGGGCUGUUGCUGCACAGGGCGGCACGAACGUUUGUCUUAGGAAUGUUACUGCGAAAGGGAUUUUUGAGUCAAUCUCACGACAUCAAGUAACUCACAUGAGUGGCGCACCUACGGUUUUAAAUAUGAUUGUAAAUGCACAAGAAAAUGAUCAUAGGCUGCUCCCUGGAAAAGUUAAUGUAAUGACAGGUGGUGCACCUCCUCCUCCUCAAGUGCUUUUUAAGAUGGAGGAAUUAGGUUUCAAUGUAACUCAUUCAUACGGUUUGACAGAAACCUAUGGUCCCGGAACAGUUUGUGCUUGGAAGCCCGAGUGGAACCCUUUACCACCUGAUGCACGGGCCAAGAUCAAAGCUCGUCAAGGGUUGCACCACCUCGGUAUGGAAGAAGUCGAUGUGAAAGAUCCUGUAACAAUGAAGAGUGUGCCUGCGGAUACCAAGACCAUGGGCGAGGUAAUGUUUAGAGGGAACACUGUCAUGAACGGGUACUUAAACAAUCCUGAGGCGACACGCAAAGCUUUUAAAGGUGGAUGGUUUCGAACAGGGGACUUGGGAGUGAAACAUCCUGAUGGGUACAUAGAGUUAAAAGAUCGGUCCAAAGACAUAAUCAUCUCAGGUGGAGAAAACAUCAGCACGAUCGAGGUGGAAGCCGCGAUAUAUACCCAUCCAGCUGUGCUCGAGGCAGCUGUGGUGGGACGGCCUGAUGAUUAUUGGGGUGAGACGCCUUGUGCAUUUUUGAAACUGAAGGAUGGAGGCAACACCACGACAAGCCCGGAUGAAAUCAUCCAGCACUGUCGUGACAGGCUGCCGCAUUACAUGGCUCCAAGAACAGUAGUUUUCGUGGAGGAGUUGCCUAAAACAUCAACUGGGAAGAUUCAGAAGUUUGUUCUCAGGCAGAAGGCUAAAGCUAUGGGCAGCCUUUCUAGAACCACCAGUAAACUGUAA